Arabis nemorensis is the source of this 642-nucleotide messenger RNA. NCBI's taxonomy places the organism in Eukaryota, Viridiplantae, Streptophyta, Magnoliopsida, Brassicales, Brassicaceae. The record is from the annotation of a GenBank genome assembly.
AUGGCAGAUGACUGGACGAAGUCAGCGAUGAGAGACGGAGAAGUUGUGGCGGAGCUUUUGGUGAGGCUUAAAGAAGCCAAAGUCAAAGUGAUUACGCCUCUUAAUCGGACUGUAACGUCGCUCCGGUGGGGAAUCCGGCAGCCUCGUUCUCGAUCUUCGAGAAAAGAAGCUGAAGACUCGACAUGUAGUCCAAGUACUCCUCUCUCUUGGAGCGGCGGUUGCGGUGGCUCUUCUUCUUCUCCGUCUGCUUACGUCGACGGUUACGAAGCCACCAGUCGCCGAAUCAGCGGCUCAUUUUCCGUCGGAUCUAGAUCCAAGGUUCUUGUAACCUCUGACUUGGAUUUUCAUGUCAAGAGAUUGCAAAGGAAAAAGGACAUUGCAUCACUUAGAUCAGCAUUCAGUGAGCAAGGCAUCGAGGACAAGAACUUGAAGAGAAGGAAGAUGGAUUCCAAGAUUCAUAUCCAGAAUGAGAAUUGCAAGGCGGAUGGCAAUUUCCUGCUACCUGAUUUGAACAUAAUGCCAUGUGAGGAAAAUGUUGACAACUACUCGUAUUUGGGUGGUGUGGAAACAACAAUAUAUGAGAUGAGAAUACUGAGCGCGCACAGGAGCUCGAAAAGGCAAAAGAGAGAUCUUUCUGCUUAG